Linum tenue is the source of this 1189-nucleotide messenger RNA. The record is from the annotation of a GenBank genome assembly. Lineage: Eukaryota; Viridiplantae; Streptophyta; Magnoliopsida; Malpighiales; Linaceae.
UAGGCUGAUAUAAUAUUUUAGAGCAACGGUAGUAUUGUAUCAAACUCAACCUACUCAUCAGCAAAUAAGCAAAGACAAGCAUUUGGCGGGUUCUUCCUUUAAGGAGCUCUUCCUUCUUCUUCUUCUUCUUCGUUGCUUGAGAUGGCUACUUUGGUGAAGCUUGUGCAGCCACCAUCUCUAAUGGCUUUUACUCACCAGCCAUGGCAGCAACACCAAGCCAAGUUUGGUGAGCUGCUAAAGUUCAGAUUGGUAAACCCUAUAAAAACUGCAGCACAAAGUUCAUCAUCUACAUCCUCUUUGGAAGUUUCUCAAAUCAAGGAGAAUUUUUCUCAAGCACUCCAGGGGAUUAACAGAGGGGUAUUUGGGACAACAUCUGGGAAGAAGUCUGAGAUUCAGGAGCUGGUGCAGCAGCUAGAAUCCCAGAACCCAACUCCAGAUCCCACUCUCAAUCUUCACAAGGUGGAUGGAUGUUGGAAGCUUAUAUACAGCACAAUCAGCAUAAUGGGUGCAAAGAGAACAAAGCUAGGGUUGAGAGAUUUCAUCACCUUGGGUGACCUCUUCCAAAUCAUAGACGUAGCCGAGAGCAAAGCAGUGAAUGUGAUAAAGUUCAAUGUGAAGGGACUGAACCUGUUGAAUGGUCAGCUGGCAAUUGUAGCCUCCUUCAACAUUGAUUCCAAAUCAGUUAUGAAAAUGAUCCCCCGUUUUCCACUCUCUUUGCAUCACCUCUCCUUCCUCUGAAGGGCAACAUUCUGAUAUAACCCUCUCUUUUUUUUUGUGUUGGUAGAGAGUUACAAUUACAUACAGAGAAUCAACCAUCACACCUGACCAGCUGAUGAAUGUGUUCCAGAAGAACUAUGACCUUCUUCUCAACAUCUUCAACCCCGAGGGGUGGCUCGAGCUCACAUAUGUUGAUGAUGAGAUGAGGAUAGGAAGGGAUCAAAAGGGUAAUAUCUUUGUCUUGGAGAGAUCUGAAGAACAGAUUUGUUUGUAACACUUAGUUUUUGCUUAGCAAAGUUGGAUGCUGUUCAUGGCUAAUUUUUCAGAAGGUUAUACAGACUAUAGACACAUAACUCAUUGAUGUUUACUCAUUUGUAUAGACAUUUUUGUUAUUCUAUGGAAUCAACGGAAGCUAAUGUGACUGAGCUCCUACUGUAUUGAUGUUUAGAGACCAAAAAUGUUAGUAAGGUUA